AUGAAAGGAUCAAGUUCAUCCCGAUAUUCCAACGGGUCGGAUUAUGAGGUUGAUGAAGCUGCACCUUCUUCAUCGUCCCCACCACCAGUGAGGGAAGAUGGUUUCCAAUAUGAUGUGUUUCUAAGCUUUAGGGGACCGGACGCUCGCAAGGGCUUCACCAGCCAUCUCUAUCGAGCAUUGCAACACAAGAGCAUCCACACUUUCAUCGACAGCGAGGAGUUGGAGAAGGGUCAGAGGGUGGAGGAGCUAUUUGGGUAUGUAGAGAGAUCCAAAAUAUUUGUGCCCAUCUUCUCCAAAGGUUAUGCCGAUUCAGAGUGGUGUUUGAAAGAGAUAGCUAAGAUGGUGGAGUGCAAGAGGCUCAUCAUACCAGUCUUCUUUGAUGUUGAGCCAAGAGACGUCCGUCAUCAAUCUGGCCCUUUCGCACAUGCAUUCACAAGAUAUCUUGAAAAUGGUAUGACAAACAAGGAGGAGGCGAGGAAAUGGAGUGAUGCUCUGACGGCAGCUGGGAAAGUCGUAGGAGACGAGGCAACUGAGAUCAAAAAAAUUGUGACGAGGAUCUUGACUGAAGUAAACAGGGCCCCUCUAUUUAUUGGAGAUACACAUCCAAUAGGUCUAGAUUCUCGAAUUAAAGAGUUGGUGGAGGUGCUGGAUGUUGAAGCCCAGAAUGAUGUCAAAAUGGUUGGGAUCCAUGGAAUGGGUGGGAUCGGCAAGACGACUCUUGCCAGGGCUGUCUAUAACCAACUCUUUCUGCAUUUUGAUGCUUGUAGCUUCAUUUCAGACGUUAGAGAAGCAGCAAAGCAGUCCAAACUCGUUUCCCUCCAAGAACAGCUGCUUCGUGAUGUUCUCAAGGAUGAAAAGGUGAAAGUAAAUGACACUGCUCAUGGAACUGGCAUGAUCAUGGAUCGAAUUAAGCAUAAGAAGGUUCUGCUAGUUCUUGACGACGUUGAUAGUGAAUCACAGCUCGGUGCAUUGGUCGGCAGUGUGGAUCAUUUUCGGCCUGGGUCAAGAAUCAUCAUUACUACUAGGGAUAAGCAGGUGUUGAUUGGGCCACCAACACUAAGAGUAAAAAAUGUGUAUGAGAUUAAGGAGCUCGAUCCUGCCCAAGCACUUCAGCUUUUCAGUUGGCAUGCAUUUGGGAAAGAGGAGCCACCCGCUGAAUUUGCAAAUUUAUCAAAGGAAGUUGCAGCUACUGCUGCUGGGUUGCCACUAGCCCUCAAAAUAUUCGGUAGACAUUUCUUGUGCCAGAAAACAACUAAACAACGAGAAGCCAUGUUGAAAAAGUUGAAGAAAGAUCAACACAAAGAUAUCCAUGAGAGGUUGAAGAUAAGUUUUGAUGCCCUUGAUAAAGAAGAAAAAAUUGUAUUUUUGGACAUAGCCUGCUUCUUUAUUGGUCAACAAAGAAGUUUUGCUACUUUCAUGUGGGAAGAACGCGACCUCUUCCCAGACCUAACAAUCGAAGUCUUAAUGCACAAGUGUUUAGUCAAUAUAAAUGAACAUACAGAAGCGUUUGAAAUGCAUGACCAUAUUAGAGACAUGGGAAGGAAAAUUGUGGAAGAUGAGAGCCCUUCAGAUCCAGGAAUGCGCAGCAGGUUGUGGAAGAAAGAUGACCUAUUAUAUGUACUGAAAAACAAGACGGGAACAGAAAAAAUUGAAGCCAUCGAUAUCUCUUGUCUAUCGAUAGAUUCAGUGGAUGUUGACACGGAGUCCUUUGUAGGAAUGUCUCGACUUAUAAUGCUUCGGUUGGGAAAUGUGACAUUGGGAGGAGAAUAUGGACAUUUUCCUAGUACCCUCAAAUGGUUGAAUUGGAAUUCACGGUACUUGGAUUCAUUUCCUUGCACCCUUCCACUUGAGAAUAUUGUCGUUCUCGACUUCUCAAAAAGUUGUAUAACUCAAGUAUGGAAUCACCACGGAUUUAAAGAGACCAAGGUGUUUGGCCAAUUAAAAGUACUAAAUCUCAGUUCAUGUUGGAAUCUCACCAUUUGUCCAGAUUUUACGACCAUGCAACAUCUAGAGAAGCUGUAUUUUAUAGGUUGUAAGAAGUUGACUGAACUUCAUCCAUCUGUUAAGUAUCUCAAGAGCUUGACUCACUUGUUUUUGACGGGAUGUGAAUCAUUAAAAGAAAUGCCUCAAGGAGUUUGGCAAUUGACAUCGCUUGAAGAGCUUUAUGUCUGCGGCUGCUCUCAAAUUACAGCUUUGCCAUCACAGUUGAUGGAUUCUAAGUCAUUGAAGCGGCCCUUGCUUGGCAAAUUAAAAGUCAUGGAUCUCAAUUCAUCUUGGAACCUUACCAUCUGUCCGGAUUUUACGUGCGUGCAUGCCACAUCUAGAGAAAUUGGAUUUUGGAGAGUUCAUGCAGCAGAUUGCUAUGAAAUGGAAGUGAUAGCAGAUGUUUCAAAGGCAUUUGAUUUAUGGGAAUUGGACCUAACCGGCUGCCAAAAGCUUGAGGAUGUUCCUGGUGUUGAGCAGUUGAGAUGUUUAAAGAAGCUGAAGCUUGGAGGAUGUAGAAGCCUUUCCAACUCUUUCAAAAAAAGAGUACAGGAGGCAGACUUUCCAGACUUGGAGGAGUUGACCAUCCCUGGAAGCAUGGAAGAAUCGUGA
Molecule: messenger RNA, 2595 nt
Organism: Nymphaea colorata (pocket water lily)
Lineage: Eukaryota; Viridiplantae; Streptophyta; Magnoliopsida; Nymphaeales; Nymphaeaceae
Product: disease resistance protein TAO1-like
Exons: 6
Coding region: 1-2595 (864 amino acids)
Biological process (GO): defense response; signal transduction
Molecular function (GO): ATP hydrolysis activity; ADP binding
Source: RefSeq, a predicted model, not a curated record